Molecule: messenger RNA, 935 nt
Organism: Bombus impatiens (common eastern bumble bee)
Lineage: Eukaryota; Metazoa; Arthropoda; Insecta; Hymenoptera; Apidae
Product: gastrula zinc finger protein XlCGF8.2DB-like
Exons: 3
Coding region: 315-629 (104 amino acids)
Source: RefSeq, a predicted model, not a curated record
GUGCCGAACGCAUUUUGCACGAUAAUUUGCACGCGAAGAAAAUGAGACUGACGAGAAAAAGACUCUGAUAGAAAAAAGAAACAAGUAGAAAAUGAUAUUUUAAUAGCAUCCGAAAAAUUUCGUAUUUUGCUAGAUUUUCUGGAUGUACCACUGUGCUAUACGUGUACUAUGCUAACGAAAACUAUGCAAUUUGCUGCUGGUUCCAAAACUACAGCAAUACGCAAAGAAACAGGAAGUUGAGCAAUAAACAGAGAUAAGAUAUUUCGCUAAGAAUAGAUGUUGAUGUAAAUUUUUGUAACAGUCGCCUGCUCACUAUGCUAAAGUUUAUUCCGACUCUAUCCCAUAAAUCGCUUGAAUUUCGAGUGUUUUCCCGCGAAAUAAACGAAUCGACGAUACUUGCGGUUAAUUUAAGUAAUCUUGUGGAAUCAGGUGAGCUGGCCGCUCGGGAAACUGUAUAUCCGUGCAGAGUAUGCGGCAAGAUCUACUCGAAAAAAUCUUCCAUGUAUACGCAUCUCCGCCUUUGCGGAAAGGAACCGAAAUUCAACUGCGUCCUUUGCGGAAGGAGAUUCAAGUACAAGCACAGAUUGCAGUCGCACCUUACCUCGAAUUUGCAUAGUCAAGGAUUUUAAUAAUGCGUUGGAAAUGAAGUCCAAUUCUCACGUCUCACCACGCAUUUCUUUCUUAUGGACAAUGUGUGAUGCUGACCUAUUUCAUUUUUAUUUUAUAGACGAUGCGUGAUGCUGCCCCUAUUUCACUUUUUUUCGAUAUUCGAUCAUCUAUUCCAUAUUUUUCAUCGGAAUAUUUCAGAAUAUCAAUUUUGUACAAAUUAAUCGGAAAAUCUUACCACUACUAUACAAAGUUUAGGAAAUUGAGGGCUUCCAGCAGAUUGUAAGCGAACUUGUUAGAAAAUGAAUAAAGGUUCGUUAAAAAUUUAA